AGGCGAUGGUAUAGUAAUGUAAUACGGAGUUGUCAUAACGCUUUCGCAAGUCUCCGUAAAAAAUUUGUCCAAAGUUUGAUCUUCCUUAACUGCAUAGUUCUACCAACGACUUAGUUUAAGSUAAGGCAUUAAAGCAUCCAUUCUUUAGGCCGUAAUCAGAUAGAAAUCAUGGCAUGGAUUGCUGUGAGCAGAGCUGAUUUAGAUGAGGCGGAUCAAAAGAUCGUUGACAGCGUCGACAGUGGUUUUGAAGAAUUAGACUACAUAAGCAACCCAGAUACUCUUGAUCAAAGGCUUGCAAGGUCGUACUGGAAUAUUAUGAAAUUGGAGGAUAUUGUGCAUUGGAGCAAAGCCUACAAAGACCUCCCCUGUGAAAAGCUGGCUGCCCUCUGCAAGCAAGUCACUGUGGCAACCACAGGCCCUGGAGACGGAAUUCGAAACGUUUCAGUUCCAAAAGAAUGUAUAGAAGCAUUUCGGCCUGAAACAAGUGGGAGCCAUCACUUUAGACCAAUCAGYGAAUGGUCYAAACGACAUGGCAGAGCCUACGGUAUGGCUACUUCAUUAUAUGAAUACAAUCAAACUAAAAACCACUUUGAGGGGGAUCCAAUUGCAGACGUUUAUGCAAUCGUAGCGCGUCCAAACAGUUGUAUUUUGUCAAUAGCGGAUGGGGUGAACUGGGGCGAGAAGUCUCGACUGGCUGCUCGUUGUGCUGUAGCAGGAUCCGUUCAGUAUCUCCAACAAUACUUAAGUACAGCCACUAACACACACCAAGUCAUGCAGUUACUUCUACAGUCAUUCGAAGCUGCACAAGAGUGCAUCAUCAAAAAGCAAGCUGCUAUGACAACGCUCUGUACUGCARUUGUUUGUGAAGUCAAAGGCAGUGACGAAUGGGCUUUGUGCAUGGUGAACGUAGGAGAUAGCCUAGGAUACGUUUAUAAUGAAAAGGACGGUGUUCGUGAGAUUACUAUUGGAUCACAUGCAACCCUUCGUGACAUGCGAUGUCCCGGUGGCUCUUUAGGUCCUGUCGAUGGCUACAAUCCCGAUUUGCGUAACUUGACCUUUUCUUACACUAGAGUUUCUACCGGAGAUAUUGUAUUCUUGACAAGCGAUGGUGUGUCGGACAACUUCGAUCCGGUUGUAUCUCAAUGCAAUCACUGUCAAGGACUUCUUAAACCCUGUUUGAGUAUGGAUUCUAUCUAUGAUAAAAUUAAAACUUCAAGUAAUGCUACGGUUACUAAAGAGGACACGAAAGUUAAGACAGACGUAGAUAAAAGUUCUUGCUCUGAGUGGGAUGUUCCUGCAUUGCGACAACGGAAGGUCUUGUCUGAUAUGAAAGAGAUAAUUGAAAAAGAAAGUCCAGAUGAUGUUCCAUCAGCCCAAGGACUCUGUGCUAACUUGAUAAGCUACGUUUGUAAGUGCACUGCUUCGAAGCGAAACUUCCUUGAGCGCGUAGAUAGAGAAGAAUUGAGACCUGGUCCUCUUCGCAGUGUCAGACAAACAGAAAUGAGAGAAUUGCCAGGAAAACUUGAUCACGCCGCUGUUGUUGCAUUCGAAGUAGGAGAAUUCCCGGCAGAACCUUUGAAGAUGGUUCCUUCGGGUCAAAACAAAGUACACGUUUCGUAGGUGGCCACGAUAACCACGUGAAGCAGUCUCACUUACUGCGCAUGCGCUCCAAGACUAUCUAUACUUUUAGACUCGGUGCCUGCACAUUCGAAAGUGUAGAGCAUCAUAACAGUGUACAUGAGCAGCUAAACAAAUGAUUGAAUUCCAAAUACAUGCAUUUCAUUUAAUUGUAAUUUAAUUCAUUCGAAUUUUUCAUCCUAAUUACACAAGUUCGUAGUUUAUUUUCUUGUCUUUUUUAUUGGAACACUGUCCUUUCCUGUUAAGGAAAGAACAGGAAAUCGUUCUUUCUUUACUUAAUUCACUCUUCCUAUUUUCUGCUAUAUAGUUUGAACUGCUCUUUAGCAAUUAGGUUUGUCCUUGGAAUAGUGUAUUUUAUUUUAUUUUUUUAUCGGUACACUUUCCUUUCCUUAAACGUUCUUUGUUUACUUAGUUUACUCUUCCUGUUUUCUGUUAGUUUGAACUGUCCUUUUGCAAUGAGGUUUGUCCUUGGAGGAAUGA
This is a messenger RNA of Actinia tenebrosa (Australian red waratah sea anemone), 2118 nucleotides long. RefSeq lists its product as uncharacterized. Lineage: Eukaryota; Metazoa; Cnidaria; Anthozoa; Actiniaria; Actiniidae. The record is from RefSeq and is a predicted model, not a curated record.